GGAUUGCAAUACUCGGCCUAAUUUUGGGUGUAGGUCGGGGAGGUGAGUCAAAAGGUCACACUCUUCGCCUAUGUCUCACUCUCAGACCCUCUUCGGAGCAGCCUCUUCCCUCUCUUCAGUGAAUCCAUCUCCCAAGCUUCGAUCUUCAGAAACUGUUCAUAGAUAUUUCUCAAUAAACAACAAUCGCUCUCUUCGAUUCACCACCGCCAUUUUAAGCCUACCCAGUACCAGAAGAUGGUCCCUCCAUGGAAUGACUGCUCUCGUCACCGGCGGCACUCGCGGAAUCGGGCAUGCGAUUGUGGAGGAACUGGUGGGACUUGGGGCGAAAGUGCAUACCUGUGCUCGGAACGAAGCGGAGCUGAAGAGGUGUUUGGGAGAUUGGGAAGAUGAAGGAUUUGGAGUCACGGGUUCGGUUUGUGAUGUGUCGUCUCCGCCCCAGCGAGAGGACCUAAUGGACUCUGUCUCCUCUAUCUUCAAUGGCAAGCUCAACAUUCUCAUUAAUAAUGUUGGAACCAACAUAAGGAAGCCAAUGGUAGAGUUCACUGCCAAAGAAUAUGCUACACUCUUUGCGACGAAUUUCGAAUCUGUUUUUCAUAUGUGCCAACUUGCACAUCCUCUUUUAAAAGCAUCAGGAGCAGGAAGUGUUGUAUUCACUUCCUCUGUCUCUGGCUUUGUGUCGCUGAAGUCUAUGUCUGUCCAUGGAGCAACUAAAGGAGCAAUUAAUCAACUUACAAGGAAUUUGGCAUGUGAGUGGGCAGAAGACAAUAUCAGGAGUAACGCUGUUGCACCUUGGUAUAUCAAAACUUCUAUGGUGGAGCAAGUGCUCAGCAACAAAGAAUAUUUGGAAGAGGUAUAUUCCCGGACUCCUCUUCGGCGUCUUGGAGAUCCAACGGAGGUCUCAUCUCUGGUUGCAUUCCUUUGCUUACCUGCAUCAUCUUACAUCACUGGCCAG
Messenger RNA from Camellia sinensis, 952 nucleotides. RefSeq names its product tropinone reductase homolog At5g06060. The record is from RefSeq and is a predicted model, not a curated record. Lineage: Eukaryota; Viridiplantae; Streptophyta; Magnoliopsida; Ericales; Theaceae. Gene Ontology annotation, molecular function: oxidoreductase activity.